AUGCCCGUUGACAUAAGGAACUUUUUCGGUCCUAAGAGCAGCCAGGACUCCCAUGGGUCGGCUGCGAAGACCCCGGCAAAGAAAGAGGAUCCAUCCACUGCCCGGAAGAGACGCAGCAGAAAGGUGAUUGAUGACAGUGAGGAUGAGGAAGUCGAAAAUACUAAGACGCCACCGGCCAAAGUCAUAGGAACAAAGCAAGAGAAGAAGGAAGAGACAAAAGGCGAACCCACCACUACGUCCGAGUAUUUUUCGUCUAGCAAGAAAAGAGGGCGACCGCCAAAAAAGCAGAGCGAGAAAAAUGAUGGCAAGCCACCGGUCAACAAGACCACUAACGGAAGUGGCGAGAAGGGUACGCCUAAGGCGAAGCAAGCCAAGGAGCCAUCUUUGGCUAGGAACGAGGAAAAGCCGGGGGAUACAAAGGAUACACCCUACCUGAUUGAGGACGAUGAGGAUCUUGGUGGGGAUGAUAUCUUUGCCGCCGAAUACGGAAAGUCUGGUCGAGCCGACGAUGACUAUGUUGAGGAGAAAAGUGGAAAUGAUUCUGAUGACCUCAUUGUACGGCCUCCUGUGGCGGCAUCUGGGAAGCAAGAGAAAAAGCAAACUGCUGUACAAGACGAUGAAGACGUGGAAAUGGAUGACGCCCCAGAAGCUCCAGCAGCAAGACGUGGAAGAAAACGGAAGUCAGAAGCUCUUUUGGACAAAGACGAGGAUGGAAAAUCGCGUGAUGUCAAGAAAGGUGCAGACACACAGACUUCGUCCGCACCCAAAAAACAAAAGGCCACUCCUUCGAAAAAUGAUCGGCCAGAGAGUAAAGAGAUCCAGGACAUUCUUGACAGCAUUCCAACUGUGAAACCACCUUCGCCGCCUCCAGACUCUGAUGAGAAGAAGAAAUUCAACUUCGCAGCCCAGGCCCAACGAUCGCGUGAUCCCCCUGCUGCUGGAACAAAGGAAAUACCUGUUGGUGCACCAAAUUGUCUGGCUGGAUUAUCAUUUGUGUUCACGGGAAUUCUGGAUACAUUAGGCCGCGAAGAAGGGCAGGCCCUCGUCAAGCGCUAUGGAGGAAAGGUCACUACUGCCCCCAGUUCCAAGACGAGUUACGUUGUUCUAGGAAACGAUGCUGGCCCCAAAAAGCUCAAAACUAUUCGAGACUACAACAUUAAGACAAUCAACGAGGACGGUCUCUUUGAACUGAUCAGAAAACUUCCUGCCAAUGGUGGUAAUGGCAAGGCUGCUGAACAAUACGAGGCCAAAAGGAAAGCUGAGGAGCAGAAGGUCCGAGCUAUGGCUGCGGAGAUAGAGGAGGAAGAGAAGAAGAGAUCACAGGCCAACGCUGUUCAGACAAAAAGUUCUCAGCCACCUUCAAGCUCUCAGGCACCCAAGGUGGAUGACCGUCUGUGGACGACGAAAUACGCGCCGACAUCCCUUAAUAUGCUCUGUGGUAACAAAGGCCAAGUGGAAAAACUUCAGACCUGGUUGCGCAACUGGCGAAGGAAUGCCAAAGCGAACUUCAAGUUGCCCGGAAAGGAUGGGUCCGGUCUUUAUCGGGCAGUCAUGAUUCAUGGGCCACCAGGGAUUGGCAAAACAACUGCAGCACAUCUUGUUGCAAAACUUGAGGGCUAUGACGUGGUGGAGACCAACGCCAGCGACACAAGGAACAAGAAACUGCUAGAAACUGGGCUUCUUGGUGUCUUGGAUACGACGUCUCUUCAAGGCUACUUUUCUGGAGAAGGGAAGAAAGUCGAGACUGAGAAGAAGAAUCUCGUGCUCAUAAUGGACGAAGUCGAUGGUAUGUCGGCUGGUGAUCGAGGCGGCGUCGGAGCUUUAGCCGCCGUUGCGAAGAAGACUCGAGUUCCGCUCAUUCUGAUAUGUAACGACCGAAGGCUUCCUAAGAUGAAGCCAUUCGAUCACGUCACAUAUGAGCUCCCCUUUAAGCGGCCAACUGCUGAUCAGAUUCGAGCGAGACUUUCUACGAUUUGCUUCAGAGAGGGUUUGAAAAUUCCUCCGCAGGUCCUCGACAGCCUAAUCGAAGGCACGCAUGCCGACAUUCGGCAGGUCAUCAAUAUGCUGGCCACUGUGAAGUUGGAUCAACAACAGCUGGAUUACGAUAAAGGAAAAGAGAUGUCCAAAGCUUGGGAGAAGCACGUUAUUUUGAAACCUUGGGACAUCGUGAGCCAGAUAUUGAGUGCUCAGAUGUUCUCACCAAGUUCCAAAUCCACUCUGAACGAUAAGAUCGAACUCUACUUCAAUGAUCAUGAAUUCAGCUAUCUUAUGCUUCAAGAAAAUUACUUGAAGACCAAUCCGACACUUGCUAGUGGAUAUUCGGGAAAAGAACGGAGUCUGAAGCUCCUUGAGCUUGCAGAAAACGCAGCUGCAAGCAUCAGUGAUGGUGAUCUGGUCGAUCGAAUGAUCCACGGCAGCCAACAGCAAUGGAGUUUGAUGCCGACUCAUGCUGCCUUCAGCUUUGUUCGACCAGCCAGCUUCAUAUACGGAAACCUGAUAGAUCGACCAGCAUUUACUAAUUGGCUUGGACAGAAUAGCAAGCAAGGAAAACUCAGUCGUUAUGUGAAAGAAAUACAGGGCCAUAUGCGGCUCCGAGCAUCCGGCGACCGAGAUGAGAUCAGACAGCAGUACUUACCUCUUCUAUGGGACAAGCUCAUUCGCAGAUUAAUGGACGACGGUAAGGACAGCGUUGAAGAUGUUAUUGAUCUCAUGGACAGCUACUUCCUCACUCGCGAGGAUUGGGAUGCUAUGGUUGAGCUCGGCGUUGGUCCCAUGGACGAGUCCAAUGUCAAACUCGAAUCCCAGACGAAAGCGACUUUCACACGUCUUUACAAUCAGCGUUCGCACCCUGUUCCCUUCAUGAAGGCUAGUACCGUGCUGGCACCAAAGAAGCUUCCCAAGGUGAAACCUGAUAUCGAGGAUGCCAUCGACGAAUCAGAUGAAGAAGAGGAGGUUCUGGAUGCCGAAGUCGAAGACGAAAGUGAAGAGUUGGACUUGAAAAAGGACAAGUACAUCAAGGUUCCAAAGAAGCCAGCAGCCCAGAAAGGAACUGCCGGGAAAGGCAAAAAGGCCUCCAAGGGAAAGAAGGACGAUGAAGACGACUUCAUCGAUGAUGACGAAGAUGAGAAGCCGAAGAAAGGGCGUGGCCGCAAGGCCAAAGGCAAAGAUUAA
Molecule: messenger RNA, 3171 nt
Organism: Rasamsonia emersonii CBS 393.64
Lineage: Eukaryota; Fungi; Ascomycota; Eurotiomycetes; Eurotiales; Trichocomaceae
Exons: 5
Coding region: 1-3171 (1056 amino acids)
Biological process (GO): DNA repair; DNA replication
Cellular component (GO): nucleus; DNA replication factor C complex
Molecular function (GO): DNA binding; DNA clamp loader activity; ATP hydrolysis activity
Source: RefSeq, a predicted model, not a curated record